CACAUAAAUGCUAUUCCAUAUCUUGUGCGUUUUGCAUUCUUUACGUGAUUUUUAAUUCUCCAGUGAACUAAUCUUGUUGUUUGUUUACGUGAGCAACAACACGUGUUCUCAUCGCCGAUCCGUGCCAGGAUUCAAGAUCCCGCAAACGCUUGCCGGUACAGACGUGAGCCGGGACAUAUGCCUCCCAAAGGAAAAGGCGGCGACUCCAAGGGAGGAUCCAAGAAAGGCAAAGGCGCAGGAGAAGCAGCGGAAGCUUCGGACUCCAAGGGCGGCAAGCAGGCCAAAGGUGGAACGGCCGUUAAGGUUCGGCACAUCCUGUGUGAGAAGCAGUCUAAGGCCCUGGAAGCACUCGAGAAGAUCAAGGGAGGCAUGAAAUUCAAUGAGGCGGCCGCCGCCUACAGUGAAGACAAAGCUCGCCAAGGGGGCGACUUGGGUUGGAUGACGCGUGGAUCGAUGGUUGGCCCUUUCCAGGAUGCGGCCUUUGCGCUGCCCGUUAGUAGCCUGGGCAAUCCUGUCUACACAGACCCGCCCGUCAAGACCAAGUUUGGCUACCACAUCAUUAUGGUCGAGGGAAAGAAGUAGACUGACACACUCAGUAUGUGCUGAUCUCAGUGCGAUGGCCACGUUGGCCUUUCUUGUAUAAUAAACAGGUGCCACUUUGCA
Molecule: messenger RNA, 663 nt
Organism: Dermacentor silvarum
Lineage: Eukaryota; Metazoa; Arthropoda; Arachnida; Ixodida; Ixodidae
Product: peptidyl-prolyl cis-trans isomerase NIMA-interacting 4
Exons: 4
Coding region: 178-582 (134 amino acids)
Biological process (GO): rRNA processing
Molecular function (GO): peptidyl-prolyl cis-trans isomerase activity; DNA binding
Source: RefSeq, a predicted model, not a curated record